AUGCCCUCAACCUCCCAGCAGAGCAGGAUGUCCUACCCCGGCGAGUCGUGCGGCGUGAGCUGCCCGCAGCCCAUCGCCGAGAGCUCCAACGAGCCGUGUGUGCAGCGGUGCCCCGACUCCCGAGCCCUGAUCCUGCCGCCGCCGGUGGUGGUGACCAUCCCGGGCCCCGUGCUCAGCACCUUCCCUCAGGAGAGCGUUGUGGCAUCGUCGGGCCCGGCCUGGCUGGGGCCUUCCUUCAGUUCCCGCAGUUCCCAGGGCUAUGGGGAGUCCUUUGGCUUGGGGGGCUCCCGUGGUUACAGGGGCUCCUUUGGGCUGGGCGGUUCUGGGGGCUAUGGGGGCUCCCAGGGCUCCGGGGGCUUCUCAGGCUAUGGGGGCUCCCUUGGAUAUGGGGGCUCCCGGGGCUCCUGGGGCUCCUUUGGCCUGGGAAGCUGUGGGGGCUAUGGGGGCUCCCAGGGCUUUGGGGACUCCCUUGGCUAUGGGGGCUCCCUUGGCUACGGCCGUUCCCUGGGCUCUGGAGGUGACAAUGGCUAUGGGGGCUCCCUGGGGGGCUAUGGGGGCUCCCUGGGGGGCUAUGGGGGCUCCUUUGGCAAUUGCGGGAGGUCCUACAGCUCCGGCUUCUCCUCGCGGGGCCUGGGCUAUUCCCUGCCUGGCUCCCAGAGAUGGGGCAGGUCCCGCCGCGGGAGCUGUGGGGUUUUCUAA
This is a messenger RNA of Hirundo rustica (Barn swallow), 699 nucleotides long. RefSeq names its product scale keratin-like. Gene Ontology annotation, cellular component: intermediate filament. The transcript is spliced from 3 exons. The coding region runs from base 1 to 699 and encodes 232 amino acids. The record is from RefSeq and is a predicted model, not a curated record. Lineage: Eukaryota; Metazoa; Chordata; Aves; Passeriformes; Hirundinidae. Gene Ontology annotation, molecular function: structural constituent of cytoskeleton.